UUCUGGGUGCCAAGUAACGCUGAAGUUUUGACUGGCCCUUUGCUCUCUUUUCGUUGUGGGUUUGAUAUUCCUUAUGGAUAUAUGCUUAUUUCUCUAACUUGAAGAUCCUUCUAUUAUAAGACUAUUAAGACUAUUUUUGCAACUUUGACGGAUGUUUAUAAUUCAUUGUGUUUGAACACCUUACUCUAAGGAGAAGUUUCUAUUGAAGCCAAGAAACAACUAACUAAGAAGUAGGGGCCCUUCACCUCACUUCAUUCCUCUUCUGGAUUUAACAUAUACAAUAGAAGAACCCAAGGAUUGGACUAAAUUUGUAUAAGAACAUCACAAAGUGACUAUUUGUGUAUGGACACUAGAAGUUCUGUUCGUAGAAAAGAAGCUAAAGAACAAAGUAAUAAUAUGGCACAACCCAAAAAAACUUUGACUCAAAGCCAAUUGCAGUUAACAACUCAAAGGAGAGGAUCAUUGGAAGAUAGUAUCAAGGUCACAGAUCCUAAUAUUUUGCUAUUGGAUGAAAUCAGGAAAAUUAGACAAGAAAUGAAAGAAUUAAGAUCAGAAUUGAAAGAGGACAUUAAGAAAGCGAGUCAGGAAACUAGAGAAGAAAUCAAGGAAACGAGAUCUGAAAUUAAGGAAACUAGGUCCGAGAUUAGAAAAGACUUAAAGAAGGAAUUAGAUAUCUUAGGGAAGAGAAUGGAUAAAAUCUCAACAGAUGUAUCUAAAACUCAAAAGUAUCUAGACACUUAUAAAGUAAAAACACUGGAAUUAGAGAAAUCUAAUACAGACUUAGUACAAAAACAGGAGCAACAAUACUGGAAAGAUUUGAAUCAAGAAUUAAAAUAUAGAGAAAAAUCUAUUAAAAUCAGAGGGGUAAGUGAAAAACCUGGGGAAAAUUUAUUUGAACGUAUUGUUCCGUCUUUAGCUGAAUUUAUAGGUUUCUCUUUGGAAAGGACAGAAUGGGAGAUAGAUAAAAUCUUCAGAAUACAAUCUAGCCAAGCAAAGGAUAAGAAUUUGCCAAGAGACAUUGUGGUAAGUUGUGUGAGAUCCAGGAUUAGAGAUAUAAUAAUUCACAACAGUUACAAUAAUAAAUUGAUCAUAGAGGAUAAAGAAGCUAAGAUAUUUAAGGAUAUUCCACCAGCCGUUAUGUUGUCUUGUCAAAAAUACAGGACCUUGGUUAAUAUUUUGAAGAACUUAGGUAUUGACUUUAGGUGGGAGAGACUUGAAGGUCUCUCUUUCACUUAUCGUCAGAAAAGACACAAGAUUGACAAUAUUGAUAGAGCUAAAGAGAUGGAAGAAAGAUUAAGAAAGGACUUUAAAGAAAACAAAGGUGAUUUUGGACCUAACCGGUUUCGGAUGAGAGAAUGGAGAUCAAACGAAGUACGUAAUACUGAACCUAAAGAGGGAAGUAGCAGUGGAAAUGAUCCAGAGAACACUAAAGAUCAAGAGAGUCAGGAUAAUAAAGAAAUAGGCACAUUGGAAACAAGUGGAAACUUAUUAGGAACCUUUUAAGAAGGAAUAAUAAGAGACUUAAAGGAAGUCCUUCUUAGAUCUCUAAUUCUUGAUUCAAUUAACUAAUUCCCCAAAAGAAGCUCUCAGCAGACUGUAAGAAGGAAUUGUGUUGAGUUGAUAAGUAAUUUUACUUUUCUAAUAAAUUUUUUUUUUCUUUUACUCUUUUCCUUUGCUGGUCAUUAUUGGAUUAGUAAGUAUUAUUUAAAAUGGCGAUAAAAAUCAUUUCCUGGAAUGUUAAAGGAAUUAAUUCAAAAUUUAAAAGAAGCCGUGUAUUUCAUGCAUUGGAAAAACUUAAGGGAGAUAUAAUCUGCAUACAGGAAAUUAAAAUUAAAAAGAAGGAAGAACGACUUUUAAGAAACCCCAAGUUAGGGAGCUGUUUUUGUUCUUUAUUAGAUGCUAAGAGAAGAGGAAUCGCAAUCUUUGUUAAUAAAAAAUUAGAAUCAAAAGAGAUCUUCAAAGAUAAUAAUGGAUCGUAUGUAGCCGUAGAA
Molecule: messenger RNA, 1991 nt
Organism: Sceloporus undulatus (fence lizard)
Lineage: Eukaryota; Metazoa; Chordata; Lepidosauria; Squamata; Phrynosomatidae
Exons: 2
Coding region: 343-1503 (386 amino acids)
Source: RefSeq, a predicted model, not a curated record